CUGUGGUUGUACGACCGUAAAACGGAACGAAGCGAGAAGGUGCGAAUGUGACUCAACUCAAUUUCUUACAUUACCUCCUUCUCCUCGAAGCCAUUCAUACUUUUAAACUUUUCCUCAAUUUCCAUUAUUUCUAUUCAAUCGAAGACGUGGCUAGAGGGUCAUAAACCCCCACCUACCUACCCCUCCAGUCGACACCCCCCCCGAGAACAAUACGAGAAAAGUAGAAAAAAGCAAAACGAAAAUAUGGCUGACGCAGGGUCCGUGGCCGGGGCCAUCGCAAAGGUCGUUGUAGGCGGCCAGAAGCCUGCGAAGAAAGACAAGAAGAGCAAAGGCGGUGCCGGUGAUGCCAGCGCAGGCCCUAUCGAGAUGACCCCCCCACCCGAUUUCCUCAAGACGCGUCUUGACCUAUUCGACCGCCUAAAGAAAAAGUACGACGAAGAAGUCGCCGCACGACCGCGCGAACAGAUCAACAUUACCCUUCCCGACGGUUCUAUCAAGGUCGGCACGAGCUGGGAGACUACCCCCGGAGACAUCGCCAAGGGUAUAUCAAACAGCUUGUAUAAGCGCACCGUAGUUGCUAGAUUGGAUGGUGAUAGAAACAAAUUAUGGGACUUGGAUAGGCCUCUCGAACAGAGCUGCAAGCUCGAACUCUUGACCUUCGAUGAUGAGCAAGGAAAACAGGUGUUUUGGCACAGCUCUGCUCACGUCCUUGGUGAGGCUUGCGAGAGAAGGUUUGGUUGCUCGCUUUGUAUUGGUCCCCCCAUCGAUGAUGGAUUCUACUACGAGAUGGCUCUUCCCGACAAUGCCCCUGUCUUGCAGAGUGACUGGACGCCCUUAGAACGCAUCGUUACCGAUAUCGUUAAAGACCGUCAACGAUUCGAGCGCCUUGAGAUGACCAAGGAGGAACUCCUCGACAUGUUUAGCUACAACAAGUACAAGCAACAUAUCAUUUCCACUAAGAUUCCCGAUGGCACCUCCACCACCGUCUACCGAAACGGACCCCUAAUUGAUUUGUGCCGUGGACCACACGUUCCGGAUACCGGCCGGAUUGAGGCGUUCUCAAUUAUGAAGAACUCUGCAUCGUAUUGGCUAGGAUCGCAGGAAAAUGACUCUCUCCAACGUAUCUACGGUGUUUCUUUCCCUGAUAAGAAGAAGAUGGCAGAGCACAAAAAAUUCCUAGAGGAAGCCGCCAAGAGAGAUCACCGAAAACUUGGUAGAGAACAAGAACUGUUCAUGUUCCACGAGAUGUCCCCCGGUUCGGCCUUCUUCCUACCCCACGGCACAAGAAUCUACAACACACUUCUCGCAUAUAUCCGAGAACAAUAUCACAAACGUGAUUACCACGAAGUUAUCACUCCUAACAUUUUCAAUUCGGAACUUUGGAAACAGAGUGGUCACUGGCAGUACUACCAAGAAGAUAUGUUCGUCAUAGAUUUGGAUAAGGAGAAAUGGGGCCUAAAACCCAUGAACUGCCCCGCCCAUUUCCUUAUGUUUGGUAACUCCCCGAAGGUAUACAGCCAGCUGCCCUUGCGCUAUGCCGACUUUGGUGUCCUCCAUCGAAACGAGGCAAGCGGUGCCUUGUCAGGCCUAACCCGUGUCCGUCGUUUCCAACAAGACGACUCCCACAUAUUCUGCCGACUCGACCAGGUCACUGAAGAAAUUUCCGACCUGUUCGAUUUCCUUUCUGAGAUGUACGGUCUACUUGGAUUCUCCUUCAAACUUCAACUGUCAACCCGACCAGAAAAGUUCAUGGGCCAGAUCGAAACUUGGAACACUGCUGAGGGCAUGUUGAAGAAGGCGUUGGAUGACUUUGCAGCUGGUCCUGCUGGUGUAUCAUGGACUCUGAAUGAGGGUGAUGGUGCUUUCUAUGGACCCAAGAUCGACAUCAAGAUAUUGGACUGCUUGAACCGAGAAUGGCAAUGCGCCACAAUCCAGCUCGAUUUCAUGGGCCCCGAGAAUUUCGGUCUCGAAUACGUGACAGCCGAGGUGCCUCCUACUAAGGCUAAACAAGACGAACCAGCCGCCGAAGCAACGGAAGCUAAGACUAAGGAUGAACAACUGGCUGGUACAGACAAGGCGUCUGGCGGCGAAGCUAAGAAGGGAAGGGUAGUCAAACCUCUCAGCCCGGGUUGUGCUCGUCCGGUUAUUAUCCACCGAGCCAUGGCUGGUUCCAUAGAGAGAAUGAUGGGUAUCCUCAUCGAGCACUUCGCAGGAAAGUGGCCUUUCUGGUUAAGCCCGCGGCAAGUGAUGGUUAUUCCAGUCGGAAUGGGAUUUGUAUCGUACGCCCAAGAAGUCAGAGAAAUCCUCAAGAAGGCGAAGAUCUUCGUCGACAUCGACACCACUGGAAACACAUUGCCUAAGAAGAUCCGAAGUGCGCAGCUGGCACAGUACAACUUCAUCUUCGUCGUUGGAGAUGAGGAGAAGAAGGGUCGUCAAGUGAAUGUGCGAUACCGAGAUGACACAUCCACCCAAGACCGUGGAAAGCCUGUAGCGUUGGAUGAGGUUGUUGAGAAACUGCGAAAGUUAGGAGCGGACCGGGGUUCAUACAACCCCUUCCCUUCAGUAAAGCAAGCAGAUAAACCUGCAGAAUAAGUUACGAUAUAUCGAGGAAUAUGUGGCGUUGAAUUAGUAAGUUCGGGUUGAGUGGCGAUCAUUGACAUUUGCCAUGGGUGCAGUAACUUCUUCGCUGGGUUGAAAAUACUUCUCUGUUGGGGUAGAUAUAGCGCCCAUAGAGGUGUAAAAAUAAAAUAAAAGAAUGAAAGAUUAAUUCCCUCCGAA
Molecule: messenger RNA, 2778 nt
Organism: Hypoxylon trugodes
Lineage: Eukaryota; Fungi; Ascomycota; Sordariomycetes; Xylariales; Hypoxylaceae
Product: threonyl-tRNA synthetase
Exons: 7
Coding region: 244-2592 (782 amino acids)
Biological process (GO): threonyl-tRNA aminoacylation
Cellular component (GO): cytoplasm
Molecular function (GO): threonine-tRNA ligase activity; ATP binding
Source: RefSeq, a predicted model, not a curated record